Molecule: messenger RNA, 4643 nt
Organism: Malaya genurostris
Lineage: Eukaryota; Metazoa; Arthropoda; Insecta; Diptera; Culicidae
Gene: Cdc27
Product: cell division cycle protein 27 homolog
Exons: 6
Coding region: 799-3726 (975 amino acids)
Biological process (GO): cell division
Molecular function (GO): protein binding
Source: RefSeq, a predicted model, not a curated record
GUUCUCUCACGUUGCGAUGGCACUGCCUGCGCUAUAUGCAGAAGACUGAUGACUGACCUCUCCUUCUCCUCUCUAGAGUUGAUGGUUGUAUUAAUUUGAUUGUGUGUCGUUGUCGUGUGCCUCAAGAGGAAAAAAGAAACGGGAAAUUUGGAAUGAAAUAUUCUGCGUGAAUUUGUGAACAAUUAUUGCAGUUUUCGUAGAAAAAGUUACAUUAUUACAAAAUCCCACUGACAAAGUCCGAAUUGGCGAUCGAAGAUCGGAUUUCCGUUGCCUGGAAGACACGAUAAAACGAUUUUACCAGUUAGCUAAGAAGGGGUUGCCUUGGAAAGAGCUAGUCAGUGUUUUAUAGGGGAGUGCAGCAGCAGCAGUAUCACAUUCGCCUAACGUUGGCAAGCAGACACGUUCGUACACAUGGGCGUCGUGGUAUUUUUUCUAUUAGGCAACAAUCAAAGUCGCUGAGGGAGUAAGUGAUUGCCGAAGCACCAGCGAUAGAAAUAGAAGAGUGGCUCUAGAAAAAACCGUAAAGGUUUGUUAGUUGGAUUAGAAGCAGAAGCAGCAAACAGCAAACAAACUCUGGCAGGCGCUGAGAAAGUGUUGUAAUGUAUUCAGUGAAAUUUGUUUUUCCUCAUCAUCAUUGCCGCAAUCGUGGAAGUUUGCCUUGAGCUUCAGCCGCAGAGUGGUAGCAGAAAUUUUGUUUUGUAUUUCGAAAUUUUCCGGAGUGAAGAGAUUUUACGUACCGCAGCAGCAGCGUAACUCUUCCGGAGUAAAAGCGGUCAUUUCGUACACUAGGGAUCGAGGAUGAUUGUGCAGGAACCAGUGCAGGCGGCAAUAUGGCACUGUCUGAACCAUUACGACUAUCAGGAUGCAAUUUUUCUUGCCGAGCGACUUUGUGCCGAAGUGGAAUCGGAGGAAAGUUUAUUUCUACUGGCGACUUGUUACUACCGAGCCGGGCAAAAGCACCAGGCCCACUGGCUCCUGUCGACCAAGAGCGCUCGUUCGACGCAGUGCCGGUAUCUGCUAUCCAAGUGUGCCUUCGAUUUGAAACAAUACUCGGAAGCGGAGCACACGCUAAUCAAUGAUGACCACCUGCGGGCGAAACAUCUGGACGAGGUGGCAAAAGAAUUUGGUGAUAUCGGGUGUUUUGCGUUGGAACUGUUAUCGAAGAUAUGCCAAAAGACUGAGCGAUCCGGAUUGGCCAACGAUGCCAGUCGGAAAGCGGUAAAGCUGAAUCCAUUCAUGUGGCAUUCGUUUGCCGACUUGUGCAACCGGGGAGAGAAACCGGACCCCAAUACUGUGUUCCAGGUGGCCAGCACCGAUGUGUUUGCAACUAGCCAGGCAUCGCAUCCGGCCCUCAACUCGUCCGUGGUGUGGUUCGGAAAUGUUGGCACCGCUGGGAUAGGUGGUGGUGGUGGAGGAGGAGGCGGAGGCGGAGGUGGGUUAUUUUCAACGGCCGAAAACGUUGAGCAGCAGCUUCUUAGCGGUGGGAUUUUUUCCACUCCCAUGGAUCAGGUUUCGCAGUGUUUACUACAAAAUCUAAUCACAACGCCAAAUAAUCCUCCGCAUCAGCAACCUCAGCAGGGUCAAAACAUUAGCAGUAUAGCAAAUAUGCGAAUGGGUGGUGGUAAUCUCAAUAUGGACGAUCAGUCGUUCAACUUUGGGGCCGAUGCUGGAACACCUUUCCGGAAGCAACAGUUCAAGUAUCUGGCAGCGAUGAGUCCAACAACUCCUAGCUUCGGUGUCCUACCGAUCCUCAAUAGUCCCGCUCUGAAUGAGCAGUCGGCACUGAUAAUGACUCCAUCGCCGCAGCAACUUUCUUCGGCUACUGGAUUCCAGCAACAACAGCAGCACGGUCAACAGCAAUCGCAAGGCCAACAGCAAACUCAAGGUCAGCAAGGGCAGCAGCAACAGCAGCAGCAAAUUAUAUCCGACUGUGAUCAACAGAAAAUGGCACUGCUUAGCAGUAACAAGAAAAUGCGAGGCCACCACAAUAUAGGUACGAUGGGAAACAUCAUCAACCGUAAGAAUGACACACCGGCAACGACGAUGCUGCUACAGCAACAGAGCACAAACACAAAACCCGUAGUGUUUAGCCAGACCGGUAACCAGCUGACGACGCCAAGAACACCCAACACCACCGGGGGUGCACUGCAAGCCCAAAACGUACGCCGUAGUUCACGGCUUUUCAGCAACAACAAUUACUCCGUCAAAGAAAAUACCAAAAGUCCCCAGCUCAACAAUAAAUUUGUUGCGCCGCGAUCGCCACCGCGAAAGUCGAAGCAGCGUAUCUCGAAGAAUCUGAACAGCAGCGCUGCCAAUCUGCUUGAGAAUGUGGAACGGAAAUCGUCCGUCGGUAGUGACGGGAAGGAGAAGAUCGAAACCAUUACCUCCAGCGAGACGCUGAGCGAGAAGGUGUUCAUCAACAACAGCAUCAACAGCGCCCAGAAGAUGGCCCAGCAGGUGCUGGCGAUGAAGAAACAAAGUGCCGAUGGGCUGAUGACCCUGCUGAGGGAACUCGGUCACGGUUAUCUACGUUUGCAGUGCUACGAGUGUGAAAAGGCCAUCGAUCACUUCAGCAAUGUUUCGCCGCAUCACUACACCAGCAGCUGGGUGCAGAGCAUGAUCGCACUGGCUCAUCACGAAAUGAGGGAAUACGAAUCGGCGGUCAAUAUUUUCCGGGAGAUUCACGAUCGGGAACCGCACCGGUUGCAGUACAUGGAAAUCUACAGCACGGAUCUGUGGCAUUUGCAGAAGGACGUGGUACUGUCAGCGCUGGCCCAAGAUCUGAUGGCGCAGGACAAAACCUCACCGAUUACGUGGUGUGUCGCCGGCAAUUGCUUCUCCGCUCACAAAGAGCAUGAAACUGCGAUUAAAUUUUUCUUUCGUGCAAUACAGGUGGAUGAAGACUUCCCGUAUAGCUACACUCUGCUUGGUCACGAGCUGGUGAUGACCGAGGAGCUCGAGAAGGCUCUGUCGAUGUACCGGUACGCGAUCCUGAGGGACUCGCGCCACUACAACGCCUGGUUCGGCAUCGGUACUAUUUUCAGCAAGCAAGAACGGUACGAACUGGCGGAGCUGCACUACCGCAAGGCGUUGGCGAUCAAUCCGAAGAAUUCCGUAAUUAUGGUACACAUCGGAGCGAUGCAGUUUUUCCUGCGGAAAACGGACCAGGCUCUGCGGACGAUGAAUGCGGCCAUCGCGUUAGAUCCGAAAAAUCCGCUGUGCAAGUUUCACCGGGGUUCCAUGUACUUCACGAUGGGCCGGUUUCAGGAAGCGCUGAAGGAGUUGGAAGAACUCAAGCAGAUCGUGCCAAAGGAAGCCGUGGUUUACUACGUGAUGGGCAAAAUUUACAAAAAACUGGGCAAUGUGGAUUUGGCUCUGAUGCACCUGAGCUGGGCCACCGAUCUUGGUUCGAAGGGGGCAAACAAUCAAAUCAAGGAUAAUUUUGAUUCGAUCAUGCGGACGCAGGACGGAGCAGGUGGAUCGACUUCUGGGACGACUGGGUCGAACAGCGAAGCAGCUGACGGAGCUGGUGAGGAUGGUGGUGUUGGCGGCGGCGGCGGUGCUAGUGGCGGUAACAACGAGGCCGAUGUUGGUGAAAGUAGCAGUGCCGAUCCGGACUUUUCAGUCGGCGGAGAGCAGGCCUCUAGCGACGACUCAACCGCUAAUGCACGGAACGAAUCGAUCGACGUCAUCAGCGGUAACCUGUAUGAUAGUGAUAGUUACUAGAGCAAAUUUGUUUUAUCGUUAGUUUUCUUCCUACAUUUUGGAAUAGCACUCGUGUGUACAGAUCGCCUCGACGACUCAUCUGCAAAGUACUAGGAAUUUCAAUUUACCCUCAUCCCUCCCCCUACUCUCCUCCUCAACAGUUUCUCUUCCUUUGAUGCGAUCGGUUUGUCUAGCUUGAACGGCGACUCCUCUCCUCCCCCAGGGGGCUCAGAGUUGUCCAUUCAAUCUCUAUUCGUCUCCUCAGCCAAACGAAACUGGUGACUGACUGUGUGUAGAAUCGUUAAUCCCACCAACGCGAACCGGAAGAGAAAGAGUAUCGAUAGUAAGCAGUCUGCAUUUCUUCAGCAAACCGAUAGCUCAGUUCUAUUCUAAAUCAGGUGAAUUAACAAAUGUCUCUUUGUCCCGGAGAGUGCAAAAAAUUAAAAAAAAAAAUAGCCAUUGUGAAUGAACAAACAAAACAAUUUAGUCUCGAUAAUAGCAAAGACAUACUACCUACGAAUAAAUCAGUACAUUUUGAAUUAAUUUGAUUGAAUUGUUGGAUUCCGUUGUUUAGCCGCGAAAUCGAUUCAGACAAGACCGUACAACUCACAGCGUGUAGCGUACAUUACUCCAAGUGAUUCCACUAAAACUAAAACUGAGACGACAUUCUUUAAAGGCAGAGUACCUAGUGAAAUCUCUGAUGAUUCCGCUGAAUGUGUGGGUGUGUGUAUGUAUGUUAGUAGUGCAAAAGAUAAAAAAUAAGAAAACAAAAAAAACAGAACUGGCAAUGUCUGGGCGUGUGUGGAAAGUUGAAGAUGAAAAUGAUGAACAAUCGUGUUUCCAAGAAGCGACCGACGGAUUCGACUAGCAAAAACCAUAAAGAAAAGGUGUGAAGACAAGAAGCAUAAAUAAAUCGUUUGUAUGAAAUAUUUAAAUAA